AUGCAGAGCAAACUUGUCUUCCUCUCUGCCAUGCUGGCUUUUGGCUCCGCCUCCUUUCUCUCAGAGCAGGAGGGCAAACAUCUUGAGGACGGCUUGGAGCUGAUUCCCCGGGUCCCAAAGCUCAACAACCAAAUCCGCAGUCCUGUUCCGGUCCAGGACAUCCUGGCCUAUCCCAAUCUCCCGGAGGAGCUUCGAAAGAGGGCAGCAAACACAGACCAGGCAUGCUUCGCCAUCACUGGCGAUGCUUGUGAAGAUGCAAUCAGCUUCCUUUCCUGCACUGCGGAUACAGAUUCUGGAGAGUGUGUCCUUGGUGCACGGUGUGUCGUCACCUUUGAAGAUUGUUCUCCUGAGGUCAAAUUGCAGGCUCGCCAGGAUGGUGGCGGUUCGCCUUUCGAUCCUGAACUCUAUCUCCGAUCCCCAGACGAUGCGGACACUGCCCUUAGCAUUGAGCUGAUGCAGCCCGCCGUCGCCGGCUCAAAUGCAAUUGAUGAAUAUCGUCUCGAGGCUCGACAGGAUCCCAAGAUCAGUGAGGAGAUCCAGGCUGCCAUGCCGGCUGAAGUCAGGGACGCCAUGCUCAACGAUCCCGAUGCUGCAGAGUCUCUGGCGAAGGAAUUCUCUGGCGGUUCGAAGCCGCGGUGGUAUGCCCGACUGCCUGCGAGCGUCACCAAUUACUAUGCCACCAUCACACCCCCGCCCACCAUGACCGGCUACGCCAUCAAAGAGGCAACAACAAAUGACCCAGAGAAGCAAAGUCUUGACAACUGGGUGGCCUCCAUUCAGGGUUACAAGGAUCUCAUUGCUUCCGUCUCUCGGGAUGCCGCUGCGGAGUCAGAUACGGCCAGAAGGUUGUCCAGGGCAGCGUCGGAAAAGUCCAAGUGGGCCAGCGAAGAGAGGGAUGGACAAUUACAAACCAGCGCGUGGGAGCAAUCAAGACUGGCUGGAUCUAUGUCUCGCCAUGCUGCCGCUGAAUCAAGCUAUGCUGCCUCAGCGUCUCGAUCAGCAUAUGGGAAAAAGGCACAGACAGGACAAGGGAGUGGUGCAUUCACCACCGACGUGAGGUUGGCACUAGGUUCAAGCAUUUUUGGGGCUGUGGUGUGUCUUGGGUUGGCCUUUGGUCUGUGA
Messenger RNA from Fonsecaea erecta, 1122 nucleotides. RefSeq lists its product as hypothetical. The coding region runs from base 1 to 1122 and encodes 373 amino acids. The record is from RefSeq and is a predicted model, not a curated record. Lineage: Eukaryota; Fungi; Ascomycota; Eurotiomycetes; Chaetothyriales; Herpotrichiellaceae. The transcript has a single exon.